UUUUUUAUUUUUUUUAACCUUUAUUGAACAAUUCAGAAUACAAUUCUCAGAAAACAAAACGAACGUGCUACCAAUACAUACAUAUUACAAACGUUGAAACAAAAAAGAAUAUUUUUAACCUUUAUUGAACAAUUCACAAUACAAUUCUCAGCAAACAGAAAACAAAACGAACGUGCUACCAAUACAUACAUAUUAAAAACGUUUAAACAAAAAAAGAAUAUGUCGUGCCGAUGACGUCACGUAUGGCGCACAUCGAUGUUUGAGUUCUAGCUAACGAUUAACCGAACUGCCGUUUUAGCUCCAAAGUAACACCAAAUGUCAAUCGAUGUCCGUCCUUCUGCGAAUACACCAGACAUGUUGACAUCUGUCGCCACGACGAUCUCACUACUGCUACUCGGCGCCGCCCUGGUGGAGAGCACAGGCGAGGCUCGCUCGGCCACUGCCGGCCGGCCGCGGAUCCCGACGGCAAUCCCGCCACCGAUUCCACCGCCAACGUCUGCCGCCGCGGUGUUCCUGCGGCGCAACUCUGCCGAGCAGAUCCUGCGCUCGACCGCCGCCGCAAGGAGGCGGCGAGCAAAUGCCAUGUUGCUGGAAGAGAUGUUUCCUGGUGACCUGGAGCGCGAAUGCUACGAGGAACGUUGUUCCCAGGAGGAGGCCGCCGAGAUCUUCCAGUCGCGGGAGAAGACGCUGGAGUUCUGGUUCCGGUACACCAACUUGAGUCCGUGCGCCAGCAAUCCCUGCGUGAAUGGUGGCAAGUGCAUGCUGGAGCGCGGGGAUUUCCUCUGCCUGUGCCCGCCCCGAUAUCAUGGCAGCACCUGCCACUUGGAGGUGGCAUCGUGCGUCUAUAGAAACGGCGGCUGCCUGCAGUACUGCACGGACCUGCCAGGGGGCACUGCUGUUCAGUGUGGAUGUGCUGACGGCUUCAAGCUGGAGUCUGAUGGACGCAGUUGCUCCAAGACAGUGGCCUUUCCCUGCGGCAUCCAGCAGGCGGCAGUGUUGGAGCGGGGUCGUGCCCUCUGGAACCUCUCGGAUGACGCCAACUUCACGGCACAAACAGACUUCCUCCUGGAUGACGGCAAUUUCACUGAGGAAAUGGACGCCAACGUCACCGGGAACACGGAGGACAUCUUGGAUGGUGGCCGCGGCAUCCGCUUCAACAAUUCACAACGUAUCGGAGAGUCACUCAACCCUCGCAUUGUGGGAGGAGCCUUGGAGAGACUGGGAGGAAGUCCCUGGCAGGUUCUCAUCCGUCGCGCCGACGGUUAUGGAUUCUGUGGAGGAACUCUGGUGUCGGAUCGCUGGGUGAUCUCGGCCGCGCACUGCUUCCAGCAGACCGCUCAUCACGUCACCAUAGGAGACUACGACAAGCAGCGUCGCGAUCCCGGCGAGCAGAACAUUCCGGUGGAGCGAGUCCUGCCUCAUCCCCACUACCACGAUUUCACCAUGGACAGCGACGUGGCUCUGGUCUACCUGGCCCGGCCUGUCGUCAGGGGGCCCAGCGCCAUCCCCGCCUGCUUGCCCGACCCCCACCUGUCCAAAAAGCUCCUCAAGGAGGACAACCGGGGGCUGGUGACAGGAUGGGGGGCCACCCAUUAUCUGCGCCGGUCCUCUCGAUUCCUCAGGAAGGUGGCGCUCCCGGUGGUCAACCAGCGCGCCUGCGCGGGGUCGACGGAGCAGGUAAUCACAGACAACAUGUUCUGCGCAGGCUACGUAGACGCCCCCAUGGACGCGUGCAGCGGGGACAGCGGCGGCCCCUUCGUAGUCAACUACCGGGGAACCUGGUUCCUAACUGGCGUGGUUAGCUGGGGCGAGCGCUGCGCCGCCAAAGGCAAAUAUGGCGUCUACACACGCCUGGGGAACUUCCUGAGCUGGAUCAGGACCACCAUGGAGAAGGUGGACCGCAACGCCACGCUCAGCUGAGCCCUCGACCGUUCUUCUUUCCUGGGCUGGAUGGAGGAAACGGGCCGCGACAG
Hippocampus zosterae (dwarf seahorse) is the source of this 1973-nucleotide messenger RNA. RefSeq names its product coagulation factor X. Bases 316 to 1920 code for a protein of 534 amino acids. The record is from RefSeq and is a predicted model, not a curated record. Gene Ontology annotation, molecular function: calcium ion binding; serine-type endopeptidase activity. The transcript has 11 exons. Lineage: Eukaryota; Metazoa; Chordata; Actinopteri; Syngnathiformes; Syngnathidae. Gene Ontology annotation, cellular component: extracellular region. Gene Ontology annotation, biological process: blood coagulation; proteolysis.